CUUUUCGAUGCAGUUUCGUUUGCACUACUUCAUUAAUUGUUAGCAGCGGUUCACUUAUCGUGCGUGAAACGAGCAUCGCAUUUAUAGCAACCAGUGAUACGCGACCAGCACACGACUCAGAAAUGAGGCUCCAUGCAACGUUUGGACUUAUCCUGAUCUGUUUCUAUGCCUUGGCAAUUGAAACGAACGGCUAUCCUCACCAGGGCACAUAUACCAAGCUUGAGGAUGUUCUCGAGAGUUUGAGAGAUUUAAUAAAGACAGGGAACGCAACGCUCGGACUUCCACCCCUCGACCCACUCUGCAUAGAGAAAGUGCCGGUUAAUAUCGACGUGAAGGAUACGAUCAAAUUGGACGCAAUCCUUACGAACAUCGACGUGCGAGGUUUGUCCUCAUACAAAGUCAACAGUGCCGACUUCCAAUUAAUCGGUAUGAAACUGAUGGCGAACCUCACAUGGGAACACAUAAACGCGAGCACUGAUUACAACGCGACAGGUCUCAUAGGCGUGGACAUACCACUUUUCGGUGAUGGAGUUAUAAACCUGGACGUUCAAAACUUCACUUUUAGCGUGGAACUUUCUGUGACAGUACAUGAUGAUGUUUACCUAAAAGUAAAGUCCUUAGAAACAGAUUUUGAUUUGGGCGGAGUAGUGUUGGACAUAACGGGUUUGUGGCACGACCCAGAAGUAUCCUGGCUGGUAAGCGCCAUGCUUUCGCACAUGAUACCUGAGGCGGUGUGUGUAAAUAAAGAAAUGAUCAAAGGCUACAUACAUCCUGCUGCAAUAGAAAUGAUCGACAACUUUUUGUCCGAUAAAACAAUCUCGGAUAUACUUAAAUGGCUCACUUAAAUUCGUUGUCCGUCGGCAGUGAAAUGUUGACAAAUGCGAUUUUAAUCUAUGAAUAUCACGAUAAUGAUACAAUAAGAAAUAAGAAGUUUCGAAAGCGCGUGACAAAGAUUUAAAGCGAUGUCAAUCGAUCAAAACAUACGAUUCGAACUGAUAAUUCAAUAACAUCUCCGUCAAUCAAAUAAAUUUGGCGUAUUAGACUCUAA
Messenger RNA from Odontomachus brunneus, 1048 nucleotides. RefSeq lists its product as uncharacterized. The record is from RefSeq and is a predicted model, not a curated record. The transcript is spliced from 6 exons. NCBI's taxonomy places the organism in Eukaryota, Metazoa, Arthropoda, Insecta, Hymenoptera, Formicidae. Bases 123 to 845 code for a protein of 240 amino acids.